Molecule: messenger RNA, 4394 nt
Organism: Sphaerulina musiva SO2202
Lineage: Eukaryota; Fungi; Ascomycota; Dothideomycetes; Mycosphaerellales; Mycosphaerellaceae
Product: WD40 repeat-like protein
Exons: 2
Coding region: 157-4017 (1286 amino acids)
Biological process (GO): COPII-coated vesicle cargo loading; endoplasmic reticulum to Golgi vesicle-mediated transport; endoplasmic reticulum organization
Cellular component (GO): endoplasmic reticulum exit site; COPII vesicle coat
Molecular function (GO): structural molecule activity; protein binding
Source: RefSeq, a predicted model, not a curated record
CUUGCCUCACGUACCCUUCAGGGGAUCUAUUUGUCCACAGUCUCUCUCCUUGUCUUGUGCACAUGUGCGAACACAUCUGAUUGCGCGACGACUGUUCCCUCGACCUUCUCCACCUCCACCUCUACCUCUACCUCUACCUCCACCGCCCCUCUCACCAUGGUUCGACUGCGUGAGAUUCCACGCACCGCCGUCUUCGCCUGGUUGCCCGGCAGCGGAGCCCCGCUCGUGGUCACGGGAACGAGGGCGGGCGCUGUCGGCGAUGACUUCUCCAGCGAAAUCAAGCUGGAACUGUGGGAUCUGCGUCUCAAUGAGCUGCACGCCGACGGCGAAUUGACGCCAGCUGGCAGCAUCACCACGGACUCGGGCUUUAACGAUAUCGCCUGGAGCGCUCCGGACGACAACCAUCCAUUGGGUGUGAUUGCCGGUGCCCUCGAGAAUGGCAGCGUGGAUCUGUGGGAUGCCCAGAAGCUCCGCAAUGGCUCUGCGGAUGCCUUCAUCUCGCGAACGACGAAGCACAGCGGAAGCGCUCGAGCUCUCCAGUGGAACCCCUACAGACACAACAUGCUGGCCUCUGUUGGCGCAAAGGGCGAGAUCUACAUUUAUGAUCUGAACAACAUGGCCAACGCUUCUCGAUUGGGAGCGAGUGUGGCACGAGCCGACGACAUUGAGUGUCUUGACUGGAAUAAGCAAGAGAAGACGGCACACAUCCUCGCUACUGGUAGCAGCGGUGGCUUCGUCACGGUCUGGGAUGUUAAGCAAAAGCGGGACAUUCUGACCCUGAAUAAUCAAGGUCGCAAGGCUGUAAGCGCAGUAGCCUGGGACCCGCAAGAGAGCACAAAGCUGGCAACAGCCACGUCCAAUGACCAGGAGCCGCUGAUAUUCUUGUGGAGUCUGCGGAACAGCAGCGCGCCCGAACGAACGUUGAAGGGUCAUGAGCUGGGUGUCUUGGGCCUCUCGUGGUGUGUGCAGGACCCAGAACUGCUCCUCUCGUGCGGCAAGGAUAACCGGACCAUUUGUUGGAAUCCCAAGACGGGCGAGCGAUAUGGUGACUUCGCGGCUGGGUCCAAUUGGGCGUUUCAAUCUACGUGGAAUCCGCAUAAUCCGAGCUUGAUCGCUAGCGCCUCAUUUGAUGGCAAGAUUCUGAUCACUUCCACACAGAGCACCAACUCCAAGUCAGAAGACCAAGGAUCAACCAACCAAGUCCUUGAUGGCGAGGACUUCUUCGCCAAGGCACAAUCACAGCCACAGGGGAUUUCCUUCAAUCUGCCAAAAGCGCCCAAGUGGGCCGAGAGACCUGCUGCUGUCUCCUUUGGUUUUGGCGGCAAGCUCAUACGCGUUGGCGCAGAUGCAUCGCGGAAAAGCAAGGUUUCAAUUGACACAUACGAAGUCGACAGCACCAUCGGAGAAGCUACAGUCAAGUUUGAGGAGAAGCUCGGCUCGAGCGAUCUCAAGGAUAUUCUCGCUACUAAGAUCGCGGACGCAAAAACUGACGAAGAAAAGUCUGAUUGGCAGGUGAUUGACACACUCAACGCAGGGAGCUCGAGAAAACAGCUCAGGCAGUACCUUGGCUUCGAGGACAGCUCCUCCAACGACCUGUCCGAGGCCACAGAGAAGCUUGCAGUCAACGGAGACAAUCAAACGAAUGGCACUGCGGACGACGAUUUCUUUGGCGGUGGGGCUGGCGAGGACAAUUUCCUUGCUAAUCUAGCAGGUUCGAAGGGCGCCAAGGUCAACAACCCGUUCAAGAUAUACACCGGAUCAGAGUCUGAUGCAGACAAGAGCAUUACACAAGCAUUAAUGCUGGGCGAGUUUGAAAAGGCAUUGGACGUCUGCCUGAAGGAAGAUCGCAUGUCGGACGCAUUUAUGAUUGCGGUGUGUGGUGGUCAACAAUGCAUUGAUAAAGCACAGACCGCGUACCUAAAGAAGAAGACGGAUGGGCCGAACUACUUGCGGCUGCUUGCGAGCAUUGUCGGCAAGAACUUGUGGGAUGUCGUACACAAUGCUGAGCUAAACGAUUGGAAGGAAGUGAUGGCCACACUGUGCACCUAUGCAGACGAGAAAGAGUUCCCGGACCUUUGUGAAACUUUAGGUGAUCGUUUGGAGGAAGCCUUUCAGAGCGGCGAUGGCCCAAAGACGCUACGACGCGACGCCUCGUUCUGCUAUCUUGCCGGUGCUAAACUUGAGAAGGUCGUUAUCAACUGGGUCGCCGAGUUUGAGGAACAAGAGAAGGAUGCGCAGGAGAAGUCCGAGUCUGACAGCAGCUUUUCGGUGCACGCCAAAUGUUUGCAAGAGUUCAUUGAAAAGGUCUCGGUCUUCCGCAAGGUUACCAAAUUUAGUGAUACCGAGUUGCAAGCCUCGGCGGAUUGGAAACUGGCACCACUCUAUAGUCUCUAUGCGGAGUACGCCGACAUACUCGCAUCUCACGGCCAACUCGCUGCUGCAGAGCGGUAUCUUGACUUGCUGCCCUCCAAAUUUGCAGGUGCGGAAACUUCUCAGCAACGUAUCAAGCAAGCGACGAAAAAGGCCACUGCUGCAGCACGACAGCCUGCCGCAGCGCAGCGUGGUGGCCGUAUGCAGCCAGCAGUGGGCACAUUCCAGCCAAUACCAACUGUACAGCCGGCCCAAGCACAGCCUGCACCUCUCAUCAACCAGGCUCGCAACCCAACAGCGUCGCCAUAUGCUCCCGUUGGCAUGAAUGCAACUGCCCAACAGUCAACGAACCCGUAUGCUCCUUCCAGCAAUGCGUACGCUCCGUCUGGCUACACGCCCGCGCAGACACCCCUCUCGUAUGGCCAACCAGCGUAUGGGGGAUACCAGGCACCUCAGCAACAGGCUGCUCUACCACCACCGCCUCGAGGCUCCACUGCUUCUCCCGCAGUCCUUCCCGCAGCUCUGUCGAAGAAGACGGGAGACUGGAACGAUAUGCCAGAAGGCUUCCUUGACAAGCGCCAGCCAACACCUCGACGAAAUACGCCUGGUCCGCAACCAGUGGCUGCUCCUUUCCCCGGCGCUCAGAACGUGAUGUCGCCCCCACCAGGCCCUCCAACUGCCUACGGCUAUCAAAAACCGACGCCGCCAUUACCGCCGCCACCAAAAGCUGGUGAGGGGCCGCCACGUGUGACCUCCCCACUUGCUGCGCCUAUGCCACCCCCAAUCCAGCGCCCGUCUUCUGCCGCCAACGCCUACUCGCCGCAAAUGCCGUCACAGAGUCAAGGUUCUACUCUACCCAUGCCAGCUGCUCCUCCUGUCCAACGAGGUGCUUCACCCUACCAGCCACCACCUUCAAUAUCGAGUGCGACUCCCUCGAACAGGUAUGCACCCGCCCCCGGAGCGCAGCCAUCUGCUUUACCCGGCCAAGCGCCACAGCAUCGUAAUGUUGCGCCCAAUCCAUAUCAAGCCCAGGGUCAGCCUCAAGGGCCGUACGCGCCACAGCCGCCUCCACAACAGGCACCAUAUGGCCAACCUCCACAGGCAGCAGCAGCACCUCGAGCGCCCGUCGGCCCGCCACCAAGUGGCCCUCCGCGUGGUAUGCCCAAAAUGUCAAGUGGACCACCUCCGGCUCGUCCUGCUGCGCAACAGCUCCCCACUCCGCAGCAAGAGGAACCGCCAGCUGUGACUCCUCAACCACAAGUACCAUCGACGCCAGCACAGCCAAAAUAUCCUCGUGGCGACCGAUCGCAUAUACCAGCGAGCGCACAGCCCAUCGUGGACUUGCUCACGCCGGAAGUGAGCCGCAUCAAGGCGGUUGCGCCGCAGACGUUCAAGCCUCAAGUUGACGACAUGGAAAAGCGAAUCAACAUCCUGUUUGAUCACUUGAACAAUGAAGAUCUGCUUCAGCCCGAUACUGUGCAACAGAUGGUACAAAUCGCACAGCUUGUUCAGCAGAAAGACUUUGAUCAGGCGCAAGCACGCUUCAACGAGAUGCAGCAGACCAAGCUGGAGACCGAGGGAACACACUGGAUGGUUGGUGUCAAGCGUCUGAUCGCGAUUGGCAAGGCCACAACGAAAGCCUCUUGAUCCUGUAGCACGAGGGGAGGGGAACCACAAUAACAACAACAAUAACAACAAAUGAACGGGAGCGAGUGCAGAACACUAGUACUAGCUUCACACACAGCGGACAAAUUAGAGCGUUGUAUAAGCUACCAGGUAGUCUCCGUGAUGUUGCGUGCGCGUGGAAGCUUUUUCAUCGAAAUGCGAUGCCCGUAAGCCCCUCCCGCAGGAAAGUCUAGGCAAGAUGAAACAGUGGCUUAAAAUUCCCACGUGUCUGGCAGCUGCACAGUGUCCAAAAGUGUUCGGCCGAGGGCUGUGAGACAACAGAUGAAUUACCUUCGAACAGGUAGUAGGUACAGAGCAUGAGAAUACGAACGAACCGUGCCGUGCUUGGACCUUUGCGG